UUCGCUGAGUGUCAAGGAAAAGCUGAGACAGUCUAAGCCCGUGCAGCUGCAUGUUUCCCCAGCCGAUUUCUGGGGUCCAGCGCGCCUCAGCCUCCGGCCCUUCUCCCCGCCGCUGGGGAUUCUAGGAGACAACGUCGCGGGUCUCGGGUGGCUCGUCACGUUUCCAGAACCCGCGGUGCUGGGAGGUGAGCUGGGCCUGGCUUUGCGUGGGAGCAAGAGCACUAGAGAUAUACCAGUGGACCCAACAAAUCCUUGCUCUCUUAGAUCUACACCAUUGAUUGGAAAGACAACUGACUUUGUUCUCCAAAAGAGAAAAUUGAAGAAGGAAGGAAGAAUGGCUGUUGGACUGUGUGAAUCCCAGGGGUUGGUAACCUUUAGGGAUGUGGCUCUAGGUUUUUCCCAAGAAGAGUGGGAAUGGCUGAGCCCAUCUCAGAAGGCUUUAUACAGAGAUGUCAUGUUGGAGAACUACGGGAAUUUGGUAUGGCUUGGACUCUCCAUUUCCAAGCCCAACAUGAUCUCCUUAUUGGAGCAAGGGAAGGAACCUUGGAUAGUGGAGAGAGAGAUGUCAGAUGGUCAAUAUACAGACUUGGAGUCUUGGUAUGAAAUUAAGGAAUUAUCUCCAAAAUGGUACAUUGAUGAUGAAGAGGAAAUAUCUCAGAGCAUAGUAAUGGAGAGACUUAUAAGUCAUGACAUUGAAUGCUUGGGUUUCAGAAAAACUUGGAAAUAUAAGUGUGAAUUUGAGAAGCGGCAUGGAAAUCAGGAGAGGCAUUUCAGGCAAGUGGCAAGUCUUAAGGAAAUCUAUGCUAUGAAAAGAGACAAUGGCUAUAAUAAUUCUGAAAGAAGUAUUAUCUUGAAGUCAGUACUUUUAACACAACAGAGGGUUCCCACAGUACAGCCAGUACAUCAAUUUGAUAUUUAUGAUCAAAUGUUCCCCCCAAAUUCAGUCCCAGUGGAGCACAAAAGACGUGCUGAGAAGGAAUCUUUAAUAGGUAAUGAAUAUGAAAAAUUUAACCAGAGUUCAUACCUUAGUAAAGCUAGAGGAAUUCCUCCUGGGGAAAAACAUUAUGAAAGUAAUGAUUUUUCAAAUCUCUUAAGUUUCCACUCAUUAUUUACUCAACGUCAAACAACACAUUUUGGAAAAUUACCCAAUGAAUGUUGCAAUGCCUUUAGCUGUUACUCAUUCUUUACUCAACCUCAGAUAAUUCACAGUGCAGAGAAACCUCAUGCAUGCAAUGACUGUGGAAAAGCCUUUAACCAUGACUUCUUUCUCAGUGAACAUCAGAGAACUGAUAUUGGAGAGAAAACAUAUGAAUGUAAGGAAUGUAACAAAGCCUUUAGACAGAGUGCACAUCUUGCUCAACAUCAGAGAAUCCACACUGGAGAAAAACCCUUUACAUGCAAUGAAUGUGGAAAGGCCUUUAGUCGUUUUGCCUUCCUUGUUGAACAUCAAAGAAUUCACACAGGAGAGAAACCAUAUGAAUGUAAGGAAUGUAACAAAACCUUCAGACAGAGUGCACAUCUUAAUCAACAUCAGAGAAUUCACACUGGAGAGAAACCCUAUGAAUGUAAUCAGUGUGGAAAAGCCUUUAGCCGACGCAUAGCCCUUACUCUGCAUCAAAGAAUUCAUACAGGAGAGAAACCCUUUAAAUGUAAUGAAUGUGGGAAGACCUUUGGCUAUCGCUCACACCUUAAUCAACAUCAUAGAAUUCAUACUGGAGAGAAGCCCUAUGAGUGCAUCAAAUGUGGGAAGUUUUUUCGAACUGAUUCACAACUUAAUCGACAUCAUAGAAUUCAUACUGGAGAGAGACCUUUUGAAUGCAGUAAAUGUGGGAAAGCCUUUAGUGAUGCUUUAGUUCUAAUUCAUCAUAAGAGAAGUCAUGCAGGAGAGAAACCCUAUAAAUGUAACAAAUGUGGGAAGGCCUUCAGUUGUGGCUCAUACCUUAAUCAACAUCAGAGAGUUCAUACUGGGGAGAAACCCUAUGAAUGCAAUGAAUGUGGGAAAGCUUUCCAUCAGAUCUUGUCCCUUAGGCUACACCAGAGGAUUCAUGUUGGAGAAAAACCCUAUAACUGUUAAUGAAUGUGGGAAUGAUUUUAGCUAUGCCUUAGCCCUUAGACAGCAUCAGUAAAUUCAUAAUUAAACUCUCUGAUUAUAACAAGGACUAGAGGCGUGGUGCAUGAAUUUGUGCACCAGCGGGUCCCUCGGCCUGGCCUGCGGGAUUGGGCGGAAACCAGCUCUCCGACACCCGCCGAGGGGUCCCGGAUUGUGAGAGGGUUCAGGCCAAGUCAAGGGACCCCACCAGUGCACGAUCAGGGCCAGGGAGGGAUGUGGGAGUUUGGCCAGCCAGGGAGGGGCCACGGGAGGGCACCAGGGCAUGUCUGGUCUGUCUCGUUCAGUCCCGAUCAGAUGGACCCCAGCAGCAAGCUAAUCUAUGUGUCAGAGCGUCUGCCCCCUGGUGGUCAGUGCAUGUCAUAACAAGUGAUAGAGUGGCCUUAGCAUAUCAUCAGCAUAUUAUGCUUUGAUUGAUUGAACGGCCGAUCAUGGCCAGACAUGUACCAUAUUAGGCUUUUAUUAUAUAGGAUAAGAAAGAGAACCUUUAGUCACCACUAAGUCCUUAUUAAACAAAUAUCAGUAACUUAUUUGGUUGGUAUUCCAUGAAUGUAGUACAUAUGGAAAAGUUUCAGUUCAUGAGCAUCCUUUAUUUGAAAUAGCCUGAGUAGUAGAUAAGUUACUUUGUGAUAUAUUACUAUGCCUUGAGACUUUCCUCCCCAUAAAUGCAUAUGAUUCUGGUGCCAUUAUUAAUCAGUGAAAGCAGUGUAUUGGUCAUAGGCUGACCAGUUAUUAUUUUCCUCAACCUAGCAAUUAAGGGAUUAAUAGCCCUGUCUAGAUCAAUAGAGCCAGAGGGUAAGUAUUAUUAUGGGUAGUAAAAGAAAUUGCAAAGUUUCAAGGAUUUAGUAAGGUUACAAACUCAUCAGCAGUUUUCUUUGCCAUUACAUGAGAAAAGCUUUUCCAAGACAAACAACACAGAGGAAAGUGGAGCUGAGAGACAGAAAUGUGAUGACAUUGUUUGAUCUCUUGGAUCCAGUCAUGUCUGAAGUCUAUGCCAUCUUUCACUUUUUCAUUUUUGUGAUCCAAUACAUUUCUUUCCUUUUUUUUUUCUUUAGUUAAUUUGAAUUGUAUUUUUGUCUUUUGGAAUUAGAGUCCUUACGCAUAUAUUGUAUGUUUUCUACUUAUGUAAGAAAGCCUUGAUUUAAAAAAAUAUAUAUCUUUUUAUUGAUUUCAGAGAGAAAGGGAGAGGGGGAGAGAGAGAUAGAAACAUCAAUGAUGAGAAAGAAUCAUUGAUCAGCUGCCUCCUGCACGCCCCCUACUGGGGAUCAAGCCUGCAGCCUGGGCAUGUGCUCUGACUGGGAAUCAAACUGUGAACUCCUGGUUCAUAGAUUGGUGCUCAACCACUGAGUCACACUGGCUGGGUUUGAUUUUUUUAUAUUGCAUAAUUAUUUAUCCUAAGGAGAAACUCUGAUAUAACAAAUAUAUCAAAGUUGAAUACAAAGUAGUCAUAAAAUUGAGAGAAUUACUUCAUUUUAUUAGUUGAUAAAAAUUAAUUUUGUAUUAUUCUGUUUCACAAUAGGGAUGAAUUUUUUUUUUACCAGUGCAUUGUGUUUAUUUUUAUAUUUACAGGCAAAGGACUAUAACAGGAUACUUCUUAGUUAAAUGUACUUAUAAUAUUGUAGAAUUACUUUUCUUAAGGCAAAGCUGAUGCAAGGAAACUUUUUUUUAAAUAAAGUAAUACAAUGUCAAUACACACAACAACAUGGAAAAUCUCAUUAUGCUAAAUGAAAGAAGUCAAAUACAAAGAUUGCCUGCACUAUGGUUUCAUUUAGGGGAAAUUACUGAAAAGGCAAAAAAUUCACCUAGUGACACUCUUUAUCAGGCUUUUGUAUAAGGAAUUAAAAACAUUUGUGAUAGUGACUCACCAUGGGCCUUCAAAGAAAGAAUGACUAGCUAAGAGAAUAACGGAUCUAUUGGUUUAAUGAAUGACCCCCCCUUUUUUUUUUUGAGGGGAAAAAUACCAAAAUUUAUUUUCCAACAGUCAGCAUCAGCAGGUAAAACUACAAGGUUUUCUCCGUAGAUUGUACAUUCACAAGGCAUAACAGUGAGAAAGCCUCUGGCAUGUCCUCUGUAACAAUAUCCACUUCACAGUGUAAACAGGUUCUAGUAUUGUGUUCAUUUACAAUUUCAGAAGGAAAGGCACAACUUGGCAAAAUAAUAUAUAUAUUUUUUUAUCCUGAAGUCAGCUGCAAUAACUCAGAGACCAUCUUUUGAUACACAUUUUGAUGUACAUUUCCACAUUGAGGGGAAAGACUCAGAAACCAGGGUCUUUCCUUCUUCUUCCUCAUUAAACCAUCAGAGCAAAGUUUCAGCAUUUGCUUAUUAUAUAUGCAAGAAAAGGAUUAAAAAAAUUACAAAACAUCUUGAAGGUCCAGCCGCUCCCACCAAUACAUCAACUCUUAGGCUUAAGACAGGGACUGGGAACACUUUCAGCGGUCAUAAAAUAGGAAAAGAGAAACUAAAGCUACAAAAAUAAAAAAUAAAUGAGGUAGAUAAAUUAAAGCUUUCAUACCCAGGACUCACCUGUUCCAACUUUGUAACCUUCAUGCAGUACUCACGGGGGAAAAGAAUUUUCACAAUUACUUGGUAUAAGUCACAUCAAAAUUUUUAUAAAAAUUGGUAUGUGAACCUCUUAUCAGAAACAUACCCUCCAUGAGUUUCUUCAAUAAUGAAAGACUCAUUUCUUCGCUAGAGUAGGCACUGGUGAACUAAAUCAAGUCACCUGAGGUCCCCUGCUCAGGUGCCCACCUGUCCUGGUGUUCAGGAAGACGGCAUCUGGAAGCAGGGAAGAUAUUGGCACUCUUAGGGCUCCAACUGAACUGUAUUUCAACAAACAGCAACACACACAUUGACUCCCGAGGGACUAAGAUCAUCCAUUGGAGGGCAUCCUACUCACAGUCCCAAGGUUGAAGUAAUUUUGUAAUUCCACACCUUAGUUAAUAAUAAAAAGAAAGUACAUUCAAAAAGGAAACAAAACAAAAGAUGGGUGCAGGGUUGAGGGACAUACAAAGCAGGCCACCAAGGACGACAGACCUAGUCCAUUUACCCGCACACAGUCCCAGAAGUAUGCAGCUCCCCCUCCCCAGUUAGGCUAAGCAGUUUCUUUCCCAUCAUGGUUUAGUAAGUUCCAACUUGAAACAGGGGACAAUCUUUGGACAUAGUUCCU
Messenger RNA from Myotis daubentonii (Daubenton's bat), 5273 nucleotides. It is a transcript of the gene ZNF527, whose product is annotated as zinc finger protein 527. The record is from RefSeq and is a predicted model, not a curated record. The coding region runs from base 335 to 2074 and encodes 579 amino acids. The transcript is spliced from 6 exons. Gene Ontology annotation, biological process: regulation of DNA-templated transcription. NCBI's taxonomy places the organism in Eukaryota, Metazoa, Chordata, Mammalia, Chiroptera, Vespertilionidae.